Canis lupus familiaris (dog) is the source of this 3745-nucleotide messenger RNA. It is a transcript of the gene TRMT6, whose product is annotated as tRNA methyltransferase 6. The record is from RefSeq and is a predicted model, not a curated record. NCBI's taxonomy places the organism in Eukaryota, Metazoa, Chordata, Mammalia, Carnivora, Canidae. Gene Ontology annotation, biological process: tRNA methylation. The transcript has 11 exons. Bases 467 to 1642 code for a protein of 391 amino acids. Gene Ontology annotation, cellular component: tRNA (m1A) methyltransferase complex; nucleus.
UGCCGUUCUGGGAAGGUCUUCACCCACGAUAUGGCAACCUCAAAGCAUCCAGCAUUCAAACCCUGACAUGCUUUAGCUAUUAGUGGAGCUGAGACCCCUGCCAGGAUGUGGCCACCUCAACCCAUGCUGUACAACUGAUGAAAGCGGUCCAAGGGCCCACUGAAGACCUAACAAUUGAAGAUGUAAUAAUUGCAUGAGUCCUGCUAACAUGACAUCAAAACCUCUCCCACAUUCAUGCUCCGGGGUCUUCUGCUCGGGCAGUACUUCAACAGGACAAGUGACUGAAUUUUGGAAAAUGAGAAAUCACUCCCACUCCCCACUGGAAAAAAAUUAAACCAAUGCUGUGGACUCCUUCAGUGCUUUACUUCUGAGAGAAACCUUCAAAUAAAAGUAACUUUUGAAAAACAGUGGUUCUAUCUGGAUAACAUCAUUGGCCAUAGCUAUGGAACCACAUUUGAAGUGACCAAUGGAGGAAGUCUUCAGCCUAAGAAGAAGAAGGAAGAGCCUACUUCAGGAAAUAGUUCAGCAGUUAAUUGAAAAUAGUACAACAUUCCGAGACAAGACAGAAUUUGCUCAAGAUAAAUAUAUAAAAAAGAAGAAAAAGAAGUAUGAAGCCAUCAUUACUGUUGUGAAGCCAUCCACUCGCAUUCUUUCAAUUAUGUAUUAUGCAAGAGAACCUGGAAAAAUUAACCACAUGAGAUAUGAUACACUAGCCCAGAUGUUGACCUUGGGAAAUGUCCGUGCUGGCAAUAAAAUGAUUGUAAUGGAAACUUGUGCAGGCUUGGUGCUGGGUGCAAUGAUGGAACGGAUGGGAGGUUUUGGUUCCAUUAUUCAGUUGUACCCUGGAGGUGGACCUGUUCGGGCAGCAACAGCAUGUUUUGGAUUUCCCAAAUCUUUCCUCAGUGGUCUUUAUGAGUUUCCACUCAACAAAGUGGACAGUCUCCUAAAUGGAACAUUUUCUGUGGAGAUGUUAGCUUCAGAGCCUAAAGACAGUGCAUCAGUUGAAGAAAGUAAUGGGACUCUGGAGGAAAAACAGACUUCGGAACAAGACAAUGAAGACAGUGUAGCAGAAGGCCCAGAGAGCCAUCACCCACCAGAACAGGAAACAAUGGAAAUCGUCUCUCAAGAUCCAGAAUAUAAGGAGCCUAAAGAGAGAGGAAACAAAAAGGAUUAUAUUCAGGAAAAGCAAAGGAGACAAGAAGAGCAAAGGAAAAGACAUUUAGAGGCUGCUGCUCUGCUGAGUGAAAGAAACGCAGAUGGUUUAAUUGUAGCUAGUCGUUUCCAUCCCACUCCACUACUGCUGUCUUUGCUGGACUUCGUGGCCCCUUCAAGACCGUUUGUGGUCUACUGUCAGUAUAAAGAGCCUCUGUUGGAAUGCUACACAAAACUGCGGGAAAGAGGAGGCGUCAUCAACCUCAGGCUGUCUGAAACCUGGCUUAGGAAUUACCAGGUUUUGCCAGAUCGAAGUCAUCCCAAACUACUGAUGAGUGGAGGUGGGGGGUACCUCCUCUCAGGCUUCACUGUUGCCAUGGAUAACUUUAAAGCAGACCCCAGUCUCAAAUCCAACGCAAGCACUUUAGAAUCAAACAAGACUGAAGAGCCAGCAGCGAAAAAACGGAAAUGCCCAGAGUCUGACUCUUAACCUUUCAAAAAUUGCUCUGAUUUUUGUCCUCAGGCAUUAUACAGUUAGUAAUUUGACUUUAAAUGCCAUUACUAAUCGUUUUCUCAUAUUCUGAAAGUAAGAAUGUGUCUAUACACUUGUUCCUGGGAAGAACAAGUAAGCCUUUGUCCACCUCUGACACAGAUAAAUUUGGUCUGUCAGAACAUCAAGCCAAAACACCCAAGUCUGGGGUGUAUGCAGUGGACUGGUAUGUAUGGCCAAUUCUGUUUAUUUCACAAAAAUCCUCUAAGUACUUUUAGUACUCUGAAAAUAUCUUGAGAAUUUAGACCUCCUAAAAAUAUAUUUAUACAAGACUUUGUUUAUAUGUUAAGCUAAGUGGAAUAACACAACAUACCUAAAACUUGGGUACUGAAAGCCAGAAUCUGUGGAAGAAAUUUCUCGUGUUCAUUCCACUGUCUUAAACUGAAGCAAUAUGGCUGUGUGAGUGUGUGAGAUUUACAGUACCAAAAAUGUCCUCCCUGUUCCCUCCAGUGGAAUAAACUUUUUUUAAAACAUUAGGUUUUUUUUUAAUUUUAUUUUAAUAGUUGACAACUUAGGAAAGUUCUGAGUAUUUAUUUUACUGCUUUUUUUUUUGUCGAUACACAAAGGUGUAGUAGGGUACUUUUUUGUGUUACUUUUCUCAUCCCCUCAUUCUUUGUUUCAAAACAAGUGACUAUAAUUUUUGUGUACUAUUGAAUUAAAGGAAACAGCGAAGGUUUUUUUCCCCUACCAGGGACUUACAGAGCUACACCCCCACCCACACACGUUUGUGGUUGUUGGUAUAUAUACAUACAUAUAUAUAUAUAUAUAUAUAUGUAUAUAUACAUAUGGAAACAACGCACUAUCUGUAUGAUCUAUGACAAGUUUAGUGCAGGGCUUAGACCAGUUCUCAUUGCAUUAGUGUCACUCCUUGUCAAAUGUAUUUUAAAGUGCCUUUUUUGGUGAUUAUUAAUGCUGGUUUGUUGAGCUCUGGCAUGAUUAGGUGGUUAGCCUUUCUAAGCUCUGAAAACAUUUAAUCAAAUUUGAUCAUCUACUGCAGCCAAGGAAAGUAUUUAGAGUAAGCCACAGCUCUUGUCUUGCUCACUAAACAUGCUCAUACUGUGUGUUGUUCACAACAUUAUAGCAUAGAUGCAGAUCAUCCAGCAAGGAACAUCUCAGAAAAAAAAUUACAUUUUCCUAGUAGCAUGUACUAUCCUGAUAAUGGUCAGUGUGAUUACCAAGAGUUUUGAUUCCUUUUUCUUAAAACAAUUGCUUUUAAAGAAUAAAAGUGUUUCUUAUUAUGAUUUGUCUGAUUUCCAUUAAUGAUGUGGUCAGUGACACCACAUUCACUGGCUUUCAGCUGAUUGUGAUAUGUGAUCUGUCGAAGAAAACGUGCCCAAAUUGACACCUCACUGAACACGUCCUUGUAAACAGUCAUCAUCCACAUACAAUCAGUCGAGUUUUAUCAAGGAGAACACGUGUGCACAGACUGAAUUCAGUAGUGUCAGGUCUCCACUGGUUGCUGUUAGAAUCCUCUCCUACUUGGGAUUCAUCCAGUUUUCAAGUCCCAUUUCAUUUCACUCAUUCUGGAAGUCUGCACUACCAAGGCCUUGUGCAUUCAUGUAGCUGCCCCUGGAGUUGACUUGUGAACUCAUAUGCCAGCAGCAAAAGUUAGUGUUAACCUGCAUUAUUUUUUUCUCUUGCAUAAAAUUUACUUCAUCUUUGAAGACUGAUGCUUAAUUCAAUAACUUGAAAACUUAGUAUGUGCGAAGAUUCCCUGGAGGGCUUAUUAAACCCAAAUUGUGUAACACCUCAAAGUUUCUGAUUCAGUAGAUCUGGGGUGGGGCAAAAAAUUUGCGUUUCUUAGAAGUUUCCAGGUGAUGCUGCUGGCCCAGGGACCACUGCUUGAGAAACACUCCUGUGUGUGCACCCACAUCAAGAGCUUGGCAAAAUACUUGAUGCUUUUGUCUUGUUUGUAAAGUAGAUAUUCAUUUUUGGAGCAAAUGAAUGGAUAAUUGUAUGACUUCUGAACAUCUAGCCACCAGGAGAGUUAUGUGAAAUAACACUUUAAUAAGUGGCAAUCAGAAAAUAAAGACAAAAAUUUUG